CAGGUAUAUUUAUCUCGUAUAUUCAUGCAGGUGGUCCGGCUGAUAAAAGUGCCAGUUUGCAAAGAGGUGAUCGUAUUAUGUCAGUGAAUCAGAUUGAUUUGAGAAGAGCAUUGCAUGAAGACGCAGUCAAUGUAAUAAAAGGUUGCGGUGAUACAGCCGAUAUGAUUGUUUCAUAUAGACCAAAUGAUAAGACACGAAACUAA
Didymodactylos carnosus is the source of this 203-nucleotide messenger RNA. The record is from the annotation of a GenBank genome assembly. Lineage: Eukaryota; Metazoa; Rotifera; Eurotatoria; Philodinida; Philodinidae.